This is a messenger RNA of Punctularia strigosozonata HHB-11173 SS5, 850 nucleotides long. RefSeq lists its product as uncharacterized. The record is from RefSeq and is a predicted model, not a curated record. The transcript is spliced from 3 exons. The coding region runs from base 1 to 765 and encodes 254 amino acids. NCBI's taxonomy places the organism in Eukaryota, Fungi, Basidiomycota, Agaricomycetes, Corticiales, Punctulariaceae.
AUGACGCAAGACGUCGAUGUAGUCACCAUCGCUCUCGUCGGCGGCUUCCUCGACUGGGCCGCGAUCGCCAUCGCGCUUUGGAUCCUCGCGGACGUAUCGCUGCCCGCGGUCGACACCCCGCCCGCGACGACGACGACGACGACGACGACGACGAGCCUUCGCGAACGCGACCUCAGUACCACCGCCCUUCGCUCGUCGAUCCCGGCCCUCGAAGCCCAGCUCGCGGCGAUCCGGGCAGAAGCCGAGAUAUUGAGGGCCGAGGUCCGCCGCCACGAGUCUCUCGCGGCGCGGUGGAAGCGCGUGGCGCUGCAGACGGAGCGCGAUUGGCGAGAGACGGAGCGGCGGCGGCUGGGAGGACUCGGAGAGCGGUCGAGCGGGGCCGGAGGCGGAGGAGGAGGAGGAGAGCCGUCGCGGCAGAACGCUCCCGGUACCGAUAUCGCCGGUCCAUCCGGCCUGGCGACGUGCGCCAUCUGCGAGCGCAUGGUGUACCCGCCCCUCGCCGUCGCCGACUGCGGCCACGGAUUCUGCCCGGAAUGCGUCGAGAUCUGGUCCAAGCCGAUCGGCGGCGGCGGCGGCGGCGGCGAGGACGACAAGAGCGGACCGCAGCCGGGCAGGCGCAUGCGAUGGCUGCAGUGCAAGCUGUGUUCGCCUGAGCCAGAGCCAGGGUCGAGCUCGAGGAGGGUGUCGGGUGUGAGAGGCGCCGUGGGCGGGUUGGCAGGAUUUCUUUCUAGGGUGUUGUCAUCACCUGCCGGGCGGGGAACGUGAGUAGCCUUCGCCACCGCGGAUCGUGUGCGUCGCCAUGACGCAUCACACUCGUCCCGUCGUAUAUGAUAUAUAUUUUGAAAGGGGG